AUGCCAGUUGCAAAACCCAGGGCGGCCAAUUCUCUUGAAACUAUGAUGAAAUCUGAGGAGGGGAAUGAUUCUCUUGACACUUACAUCAGACAGGCGAUAGGGAAAGAGCCCUUGCUUUCUUUCUCAAGGACAGGGGACGGUCCAGUGCAGUGGAUCCAAUUUCUUCAUGCCUUGGAUCAACAAGAUCUCCCUGGUUGGCCUUUGCUGACUCCUCUGAAAAUUCAGAUGCAGAAGUGUGACAAGUGUUUUCGGGAAUUUUGUUCAACUAUCAACUACCGCAGACAUAUACGUGUGCACCGUCGGUCUUUGAAUGUUGAUAAGGAGUCUCAUAAAAGUAGGGAUUUGUUGGCAGCAUUUUGGGACAAGCUAUCUUUGGACGAGGCCAAGGAAGUUGUCUCAUUUAAUGAUGUGACUUUGGAGGAAGUUCCCGGUUCUUCAAUCAUUGGGGCAUUGAUGUCAUUUAUCUGCAAACCAGGGUUUUGUGCUCUUCCACAAGUUUAUGUGAAGGCCGGCUCUGCACUUUUGGAUGUCAUCCAGGCUAGACAUUCCAGGCUUCCAAUAUCCUCUCGAGAACUAUUUACUAUCCUUGAUGAUGCUAGUGAGAGGACGUUCUUAUGUGCUGGCACAGCUGAAUCAAUGCAAAAGUAUGUUUUUGAUGGGGAAGCUGGGAAAAUUGGCCUUGAGAUAAAGAACUUAGUUGCUUGCACCAGCUUCCUUGUUGAACAGAGACUGGUGAAGGCAUGGCUUGCUGACAAAGAUGCUGAAGCUUUGAGAUGCCAGAAGUUGCUUGUGGAGGAGGAAGAAGCGGCUCAGAAAAGGCAAGCUGAGCUGUUGGAAAGAAAAAGACAGAAAAAGCUUCGGCAGAAGGAGCAGAAAGCAAAAGAACAAUCAAAUGGUGAAAAUGCAUAUUCGAACAUCACUUCUGAUAUGAUAGACAGUUCACCACCAGCAGAAACAUCCAGCCCUUCAGCUCUGUCUGAAUCCAAUUCAAAUGCUCUAGACAUCCCUGAUGAUGUUUUGUCUGUCAUUGAUCCUGUUGAGUUCUCUAACAAAGAUGAAGAUUUGGAUAUUGAAGCUCAAUCUGGAUUUGGCAGUGAACAUUCAGAAUCAAGCACUAACCAGAAUGCUGAACUCCAAACGAUGCCGGCAAAUGGUAAUCGGCAUGUAGUCAUCAGUCGAUGGCAGUUGCCAAAAUCACAGCAUGGUGGGCGUAAUGGCUUUCAUGGUAGUCAGAAUCUUCAAGGUUUGAAGCUUGAACCUACGCAAAAGCAUGGACUCCCCAGAGGUCCAAGGGCUGCUCUCGUUAAUGGCAGUAAAGUUUGGACCAGGAAAGCUGAAAAGGAUGGGGAGAGUUUGAGAACCAGAUUACAUGAAGAGGCAAUGAACCAAACAGAUCAAAAUAAGUGUGAUGUGAUGAUGAUUGGUUCUAUAUCAAUUCCCGUGAGAAAUUGUACAUCACAGCAACAAGGUAAUUCUUUGGCUGAAACUGAAGAUGAUUGCAGCACAGAGCAUACGGUGCCAAAGAAAAAUAAUUUUCAGGAAAAGAUUUUAAAGUCUGAUUCUGUUCAUUGUGGCACAAACCGAUCGGCUGUUAAGCUUUGGAGGCCUGUGAGUCGGCAUGAAACAAGUGGUCCUUUGGCAGUUCAAAGUAGUAAUCGAGAAGCUGAAGAGGGAUUAAUUUCAGAAAAAGGUGAUGAUGGAACUGUUUCCAAUGAUAGUUGUGUGCAAUCGUGUGCUGUGGAUAUUUAUGAUAGUGAGAGAGAAAACUCUUCUCGUCCACCCUUGGAAGAAAAUGCACAUCCAGAAGGCUUGCUGUUCUCCAGCAGUGCUGCGAAAGCUUUUCUUGCACAGAGAUGGAAGGAAGCAAUCUCAGCAGACCAUGUGAAAUUAGUACUAUGCCCGGAACCAGAACCACGAGGAUGCUCCAGUGCAGAAAAUGACUUGCAAGUAGUAACUCCGGCAUCAGAGAUUCACAAUCGUAGCUCUCUGGGCGUUGCAGAGAACCGGCUGGCCGACGUUGAGGCUGUUGAGCCAUCGGUCAUUGGAAAUGCUAAAGCCAAGAUUAGAACAAAGCCUGAAAAGGGUUUCAAGAUAAAAUACAUUCCAAAACAGAAAACCGUUACGUAGGAGAAAAGAGGGAGAAAUUAUCCAAGUAGUUCAUAUACCCAUUGAGCAGUUUAAUUCAUUGCCCUUACAUUCUUAUCAGUGGUUUCAGUUUUACCUGUGUUCUUCUGUCAGCAAGCUGAAGAAAGGUUUUUUUUUUUUUGGGUGGGAAAUAUUUUGUAGUUCUAGUUCUAGCAACUUCUCUACGUUCUUUUUUCUGGUGUUGCUAUGGCACUUUGGUUAGUGAGAUUUUCUGCUUUUGUCGUCCAAAUUUUCUGUAAUAAAUUGGGUUCUAGGAGAGUCAUUUCAGAGUUUUUAUUUUGGCCAUUUUCACACCUCAUGUUCUUCCUGACAGUGAUAUUAAUAUACGAG
Messenger RNA from Ilex paraguariensis (yerba mate), 2475 nucleotides. Lineage: Eukaryota; Viridiplantae; Streptophyta; Magnoliopsida; Aquifoliales; Aquifoliaceae. The record is from the annotation of a GenBank genome assembly.